AUGGCAGUUGGCACUGCAGGCGUCAUUCACCACAAUCCCGAUGUGCCCGGAAAGCGCACCACAAGACCGCCCAGGCGGGCACCUCCACUGUACAAGGUGUGUCAAAUUGUUGAGAGCCCCCUGUGUGCGAAUGCUCGUGGCGAGUAUGCUGACGGCUCUUGGCGUUCUAAUAGGCUGCGGUCAUCGAAACAGCCGAUUCCAGUUCUAUUCGCGUCAAUUCAUCGACGGCAGAUAUCGACGAGGCAAUACUUGCCAGGAUUAAGAAAUGCCUAGAGCGUGCAAAUCACCCGAACGCAGCUAAGGCAGAAGCCAGAGCUGCACUCUACUUGGCUUUUCGCCUAAUGAAGCAAUUCAAUGUCACUCAGGCUGAAGUAAUGGCGCAUGAAACACCAGAGACCCAAAGAAAAUAUGCUGGCCAAAGCACAGUUGCAAUCUUGCGUCGCGACGGAAAUCAAAACAAGACUGUUCAAGAAAAUAUUUACAUUGAUCCUCUCGUCUGCGCUGUCGAGGCUUACUUCACCACGAAAGCGUACAUCACGCACGAAGAGCGGUCUCUCGAGAUCACCUUCUAUGGAAUCUCUGAGAACACGGCCACCGCUGCGAAUGCUUUCGAGAUGGUGUUCAACCUCAUCGUCGAACGGGCACGAAAGUAUCCAGGGCAGAAUGGCAAGAAUAGCUAUUGUGUCGGAAUUGCUGAUGGGCUCCUUCGCCACGCGGAGAAGCUGAACAAGGAUGAGGAAGCUCGUGCCAAGAAGGCUGAACAGGAUACCUUUGCCGCGAGGGUGAAGGAAGAGGAAGUACAGCGGCAAGCCGCACUGCAUCGCUUAGGCCAAUUCCCCACUGAAGGUGACAUGGCCGACAACACAGCAGAGGACGUCUCGCAAGAUGAGUGUGAAGAGGUAGAAGACGACCGCAGCUCCACAAUGAGCCCCGACUCAUGGAACCCUCUGUGGGCUUCGAGCACGUACGACGACGACGACGACGAUGAGGUGCGUCAAGAGUUCAUCGAUAACGAAGAUAAGUCUGGCACCGAAGAAUUAGGCGAAUUUAUCGAAGACGAUGUUAAUGACACGCCUGUCGAUCUGACCGAAUAUACGAACGCUCUGGUCGAUGCGAUUGCUAAGGAGCUUCGCUCUGCCUCAUCCCAUUCACCGCCCGACUCCAUCACCCAACCAACAUCCGAGGCGCCCAUUAGUCAAGCGACGAGGACGUAUUCGACCGAUUCUAUCGACCCUACAUACCAAGAUCCCAUUUUGGGCCACGCUUGGGCCUCGCACAUGCAGCUAAUCACAUUCCGCGAGACCGCGACGAAGAUCGCAGAUGAGUAUCUAAGAGGCCAGGGUAUCCAAAAAUACCAGUCCAAGAAGGGAGAUUUCAGCGUUGUCAAUCCCGACGUUUACAAACAGGGGAAAAAGGACAGCAAGAAGAUUGACGUUCUGAGAAAGACAAUCAAAGAGACAGUCGCUGGCGAGCAGCCUGAGCUGGCAUCUUCACGCCUCUACCCAAAAUGA
Lecanosticta acicola is the source of this 1511-nucleotide messenger RNA. NCBI's taxonomy places the organism in Eukaryota, Fungi, Ascomycota, Dothideomycetes, Mycosphaerellales, Mycosphaerellaceae. The record is from the annotation of a GenBank genome assembly.